AUGGCUCGAGAAGUUACGCAGGAUUUUAUGGAUAUUGAUGAUGAAAUAACUUUACAAGAUAUUACUUUUCAAGUAGUGGAGUUUCGAAAAGAACAAAUAUUCGACACUUUUUACGAAAAAUCUUCCAAUACUCUCAUAUACGAACAUGCAAAGAUCAACAAUUUUCUAAUAAUUAUUCCGUGGAUUGUAUUAGAAGAAUUAGAUGGUUUAAAAAAUGCACCUGGAAGUCUUGUAUCGCAUUCAAUCGCCACUACUUCUUCUCAAUCGCCGUAUGAUAAUCAAGCAAAUGUCAAAACUUUAGCAAAAACCGCUAUAACAUUCUUGCAUAAUUGUUUGAGUCAAAAAUUGGAUGGGUUACGUGGUCAGAAAAUAUAUGAAAAGUUGGAAAAUGCUAAGAAUAAUGAUGAUAAAAUUUUAGAUUGUUGUAGUAAAAGUGAUGGAUUGAAAGGAAUAUUAGAAAUGAUUAUAUCCAAAUCAAGUUUAAACCCAUAUUCAUAUCCAUAUCUGGAAUUGAACGGCAUUCAAAAAAAUCCCAAUAAUUCAUGGGAAGAUUAUCACCCUACAGAUAAUAUUAUUAAUAAUAACAAUGAUGGUUUAUUUUCACCACCAAUACAAUAUCCACAAUUGCCAAUUGUUAAUAAUCAACCUGAAGAUUAUGAUGUUACAAUGAUGGAUUGUGAUGAUUCAGUACCUUUACAGUUAGCAACAAAUAAUAUUAUAUCAUUAUCAAUUGAUGAAUCUAUGAUCAUACAGGAUGAUGAUUUAAUUUUAAAGGCGGCAAAGAUAAAUGGAUUGCAUCCUAUUUCUUCUGUUCAAACAAUAGCUUUUUGUUCGUAUCUUCCAACGGCAAUGAUUUAUUACUUUGAAAAAUUCCUGGGUCAUGAUUGGACUUAUUUUGUAAAAGACCCUGAACCAUGGAGUAUAUUGACCAUUUUCAAAUUAUUAGAUCGAUAUUGGUUUACUGUUUUUUCUGAAGUUUUCCAAGAUUCUAGAACAAUACAAGAAGUCACUAUUGUUAAUGCUAGAUCAUUUAUAGAUCAAUGGCAAAAUUCAUCAAAUAAAAACUAUUCAAAUCUCAGUUACAACUACAAUAUGAUUGAUGAUAAUAAUAAUAAUAGUUUAACAAUUCGUGAACUGGUGCAAUUCAUACAAAAUUCCGAAACCAUCAUUAAAUUGAUUUAUAGUGAUUUAAAAGGUACAAAUUUAUCAAUUUCACAACUAAACGCAAUAACUGAAAAAUGGUGGCAGGAAUUUCAAGCUUCACUUUAUUAA
Messenger RNA from Entrophospora sp. SA101, 1272 nucleotides. The record is from the annotation of a GenBank genome assembly. NCBI's taxonomy places the organism in Eukaryota, Fungi, Glomeromycota, Glomeromycetes, Entrophosporales, Entrophosporaceae.